Molecule: messenger RNA, 1274 nt
Organism: Brassica oleracea var. oleracea
Lineage: Eukaryota; Viridiplantae; Streptophyta; Magnoliopsida; Brassicales; Brassicaceae
Product: probable zinc transporter 10
Exons: 3
Coding region: 59-1132 (357 amino acids)
Biological process (GO): zinc ion transmembrane transport
Cellular component (GO): plasma membrane
Molecular function (GO): zinc ion transmembrane transporter activity
Source: RefSeq, a predicted model, not a curated record
AGACAAAACACAAUCUAGUAUUCUAAACUCAAUAACCUCCACACAAACAACGAGAAAGAUGAUGCCUAAAGCUAAUGUAAUCUUCUCUUCCACCAUUACCAUCUUCCUCCUCCUCUCCAUCUCCCAUUUCCCUGGAGCUCUUUCUCAAUCCGAUAAAGAGUGCACACCCGAGUAUGACAACACAUGUACGGACAAAAACAAAGCAUUUAAUCUCAAACUCGUAGCAGUCUUUACAAUUCUCAUCACAAGUCUUAUCGGCGUUUGCCUCCCGUUGUUCGCUCGUUCAGUUUCUGCUUUCCAACCAGAGAGAUCUCUCUUUCUCAUCGUCAAAUCGUUCGCCUCGGGCAUCAUACUCGCCACUGGUUUCAUACAUGUUCUACCUGAUUCCUUCGAAAUGCUCUCUUCUCAUUGUCUUAACGAUAACCCCUGGCACAAGUUUCCAUUCACAGGUUUUGUCGCCUUGAUUUCGGCAGUGUUCACACUCAUGGUUGACUCUAUUACCACUAGCCUCAUCAGUAAGUCCGGUAAGAGGGACCCAAGUGCUGAUGUGGCAUCCGCCGGGAGUCCUGACGAGGAGAUGGGGCAUGUGUCUCAUUAUGGUCAUGGUCUUCACCAUAGCAACGGGAAAGAACUUGGUUCUAAUUUACAGCUUCUUCGAUAUCGUGUUAUUGCCAUCGUAUUGGAGCUAGGGAUAGUGGUGCACUCGAUAGUGAUAGGACUAUCAGUAGGAGCCACUAACAAUACUUGCACCAUCAAAGGCCUCAUAGCUGCUCUUUGCUUCCACCAAAUGUUUGAAGGCAUGGGUCUCGGCGGCUGCAUCCUCCAGGCCGAGUACGGGUGGGCCAAAAAGGCGGUGAUGGCCUUCUUUUUUUCAGUCACAACACCUUUCGGGGUGGUUCUAGGAAUGGCCUUAUCUAAAACGUACAAAGAGAAUGGCCCUGACUCGCUCAUAACGGUUGGUCUGCUCAACGCUUCUUCUAGUGGACUACUCAUCUACAUGGCUUUAGUUGAUCUACUGGCCGCAGAUUUUAUGGGUCAGAAGAUGCAACGGAGCAUCAAGCUUCAGUUGAAGUCAUACGCCGCCGUUUUGCUUGGUGCGGGUGGCAUGGCUGUUCUAGCUAAGUGGACUUGAUGAUGUGCCCUUGGUACAUUAUCGAGUGCCGUCCUGUAAAUGUGAGGGUUAGAAUCCCCAAAAAUGUGGACCAUUAAUAAAUAUGUUUGUAAAAUUUAAAAUGAUUUGGAAAUUUAAAGGACUCCGAUUUGUUAUCUUUAAA